AUGAAGCAGCGCCCGUUGCAGGGCUGCAUCAAGUCUCUCGUGAGACCCAAGCCAGCUGAUAGAGACUCGAAUAUUUUCACAAUAUUCUGGGUAGUUUUACGGAAAUCAUUAGAAGGUCACAGAUUCGACGACGCGGCAGCCUACCACCGCACGAAGGUGCGCCCGCACAGACCGUCGGUGUCAGGAGUGUCGUCCCUGCCAGGGGAAGAGUUCAGGCACAUCAGCUCUUGGAAGCUCACCGCCGCUAUGAAGAAAAACUACGAUCACGAACCACAUCCCAUGUUCGUGGAGUUAUGCGAGUUGAAGGAGUCGACCAUGGGGUUGGAGUGGCGGCAGACGGCUCGCUGGAUCAUGUUCGUGGAGUUAUGCGAGUUGAAGGAGUCGACCAUGGGGUUGGAGUGGCGGCAGACGGCUCGCUGGAUCAAGUACGAGGAGAGCGUCGAGGGCGUGCAUAGCGACCGCUGGGGCAAGCCUCACGUCGCUUUCCUCAACUUCCACUCGCUCUUCUCCCUCAGGAAAGGACUUGAAAAAGGAGCGGUUCUUCUUGACGUGGAAGAGACAGAUCGGUCAGGGAUCGUAAAUAGGAUUGUAGAGUAUAUGAUUGCGCACGAUCAAAUACCUGCUGACCAAAAGGAAGCCACCACCUCCACCUUGAUGGCUAGAUCUCGGCACGUCAACGAAACGCGCUUUGCCGUGGCAAGAAGGGAGUCUCGCAUCACCCUCAAUGCAGACGGCAAGCUGAUCACAGUGUCAAACAUCGUUGACUCUAGAUCAAACAGCAUCACUGGCAACAUCAGGGCCUCCAUCAGGAGGACCACAAUCAACAAAGUCCUCUUGAACCAGAGCCUGGGGGGCCGGCGCCACAGUUCGUUUGAGGAGAGCCUUACCAAGUCACAGACCAACGGCGGCUUCAGAAAAAGACUUCCUUCCUUCGCCGAAAAAGGCGACACCAUCGAGAUUUACAACCCCGAAACAGGCGAGGGGACUCGCAUCAUGGAGACCUUCCAGAACAUGGACCUCAUGAGGAAGCUGAAGGAUGACUCUGAGGCUACGGCGGUUCUUGUAGGAGCAGUCGACUUCCUCAAGUUCCCCACGAUCGCCUUCGUCAGGCUCGCCGAAGGAGUCAUGACGGACAACCUCGUUGAAGUACCCGUGCCCGUUCGGUUUAUAUUUGUCCUGCUGGGGCCGUUCCAGGGCGAGAUGGAUUAUUAUGAAGUGGGACGAUCGAUUUCUACGCUGAUGUCAGACGAACAGUUCAGUGAGGUGGCGUAUCGCGCUCACUCUCGUGGGCAGUUGUUGUCGGCCAUCAACGAAUUCUUGAACGCAUCCAUCGUGCUUCCCGCAGCCGAGUGGACAAACACGAACCUUAUUCCAAUAGACCAAAUUAGAGAGAAGGCCCAGGAGAUGAUGAAAAGGAAGCGAACUCUUCGCAGAAAGCGCCUUGAGUCUGAGCCCCAGUUGCCAACUCAGCCUGUGAUGCAACCUAUUGAACUGCACGCCAAGGAAAAGAAAGAGGCACCCAUUCGCGACCCCAUGAAGCGCGUGGGCAAGCCCUUCUACGGCGUCUACAUGGACAUCAAGUCGCGUCUACCCUUCUACCUCAGCGACGUCAUUGACGGUUUGAGCCCUCAGGUCGUCGCUGCUGCUAUCUUCAUUUUUUUCGCCAGCCUCUCGCCAGCCAUCACUUUCGGUGGCCUGUAUGCUGCCAAGACCGGUAGACAAAUUGGCGUGGGUGAAACCCUCCUUACCACCUGCAUCAACGGAAUCGUACUCGCCUUGUUUGGUUGCCAGCCUCUGCUCAUCAUCGGAGCGACUGGUCCCCUCAUGGUCUUUGACAUGGCACUCUUCUCGUUUGCGAAGUCAAUGGGGGAGGAAUUCCUGGUGAUGCGGACGUGGAUCAGCAUUUGGCAGACGGUGUUCGUGAUCAUCAUCUCGGCCGUGGAGGGCGUGACUGUCGUGAGGUUCCUUACACGCUUCGUCGAGGAGAUUUUCUCGACUUUCGUGUGCGUCAUCUUCAUCUACGAAGCCCUUGAGAAACUCGUCUACAUCUUCAUUGCCCAUCCGCUGCUCGCCGAAUAUUGCUACGGUGAAGACAGUUUCUUUACAACCAUAUUCCCGUCUACCACCGAUUAUCCUGACGUAGAUAACGGGACGUUCGCGGUAUCACUUGACGAUGGUUUCGCCAUGAACAUGAUGAACAGUACCGACGAAUAUAUGAACAUGACUGAAGCUCCGGUAACAGGAUCUCUUCAUAAACUUCCACCACAACCCAACACGGCGCUGCUGUCACUGUUACUCAUGUUCUGCACAUUCAUCAUCGCCAUCAGACUCAAGAAAUUCCGAAACUCAAAGUACCUCGGGCGUCCGAUUCGUCGAGCGUUGGGCGAUUUCGGUGUGCCCAUUGCGAUCGUAGCAAUGGUGGCUGUAGACUAUUUCAUCAAGUACACCUUCACUGACAAACUCACCAUGCCCAAGGGUAUCCAGCCGAGUGACCCUGAGUUCCGAGGAUGGAUUAUCAAUCCCUUCGGUGAACAUAAAAGCAUUCCUAUUUGGGUGAUCUUCAUGUGUGCCCCUGCAUCGCUGCUCGUAUUCAUUCUUAUUUUCAUCGAAGCGAACAUUAGCCAACUGAUCGUUUCCAAGCCUGAACGAAACUUGAAGAAAGGGACAGGCUUCCAUUGGGACAUUGUCGUUGUGUGCAUCUGCAACAUGAUUUCAGGAUUCAUGGGUGCGCCAUUUAUGACCCCGGCUGUGGUGCGCACAGUGAGCCACGCGUCAGCUCUCACCGUCAUGGAUACCAACGUGCCUCCUGGAGAGUCCCCAAAAAUUGCGGGAACUUUAGAACAGCGAGUUAGCGCUCUUCUCGUAGCAGCGCUGGUCGGCCUAUCCAUCUUACUGUCGGACCUCCUGAACCUCAUCCCCAACGCGGUGCUGUACGGCGUCUUCCUUUACAUGGGCAUCUCAGCCACCGCCGGAAUACAGUUCCUUGAGCGCAUUGUACUCUUCCUUGUACCUGUCAAAUAUCACUACAAUACGCCUUACGUGAAAGAGGUGCGCACGUGGAAAAUGCACUUAUACACGGUGGUGCAGAUCCUUAUGUUAGUGGUGCUGUGGGUGGUGAAGCAGUCCAAGAUCUCUCUCUGCUUCCCAUUCAUUCUCCUCUGCCUCAUCCCAAUCAGAUUUUUCGUCCUUCCACGAUUCUUCUCUCCCAGGGAGCUCUGCGGGCUGGACGGCGCUGCUCUGCCGCCAACGGACGGCGACGAGCCAGACUUCUACGAAGAGUCGCACAACAUUCGCUCCCCACCCGCCCACGACGGCGAUGAAGAUGGCGGCGACCAUCGCAAGGAGAGAUAAACGUUACCCUUUCCUACUUGUGCUUUGGUAUAGCUAGGCUCUCAAUUUUUGGACGAUAUGGUUGUCUCUGUCUGUCGAACGAGGCUUGCUAUAGGCUGAAAUCCUAGAUAUACAUGACUUAUUAGAUUGAAUGACCCAUUUUUGCUUGUUGUGUGGGUGGGCUUCCUUUGUUGGAAGCAGAAACAGUAUAGUGUACCUCAAACCCAAGAGGACAGUGUUUCUCAAGCUGUGGGUCUCGACCCUUUCAAAAGUCAGGAGUGGAUGGAGUUUAUCUUCAAUGGCUCACUAAUUACCAACCACAACAGAGGCUAUGGACAUCAUGAGUCGUAGCUAAUUUCCCCCAAUAUGCUCGGCUCCAGAUCAAGAUUUAACCCUUUACGCCCUGAAUUUCUGGGACAAAAAUUGUAAAAUUCACUUU
This is a messenger RNA of Hyalella azteca, 3769 nucleotides long. RefSeq names its product band 3 anion transport protein. The coding region runs from base 1 to 3351 and encodes 1116 amino acids. NCBI's taxonomy places the organism in Eukaryota, Metazoa, Arthropoda, Malacostraca, Amphipoda, Hyalellidae. Gene Ontology annotation, molecular function: solute:inorganic anion antiporter activity; monoatomic anion transmembrane transporter activity. Gene Ontology annotation, biological process: transmembrane transport; bicarbonate transport; monoatomic anion transport. The transcript has 21 exons. Gene Ontology annotation, cellular component: plasma membrane. The record is from RefSeq and is a predicted model, not a curated record.